UGCCCUCCCACAGUUCAAACAGGGAAAAUGGCGGGGGUUUCUGAGUUGGUGGUCCUCCAACCUCUCGGGAGCAAGGACAUAAUGGCGGAGACAGACAGCCAGGCUUUGGUUCCCCACACUCUACAAGAGGACUUUCGGGUGCGCUGCACUUCGAAGCGGGCUGUGACGGAGAUGCUACAGCUGUGCAGUUGCUUUGUGCAAAAGCUCGGGGACGCGCUGCCGGAGGAGAUUCGGGAGCCCGCCCUGCGAGACGCGCAGUGGAUCUUUGAAUCAGCUGUGCAAGAGAAUGUCAGCAUUAAUGGGCAGGCAUGGCAGGACACUUCAGAUGAUUGUCUUAUGGAUUCUGACAUCAAAGAACUUGAAGAUCAGUUUGAUGAAAUCAUAGUAGAUAUAGCAACAAAACGUAAGCAGUAUCCCAGAAAGAUCCUGGAAUGUGUCAUCAAAAUCAUAAAAGCAAAACAAGAAAUUCUGAAGCAGUACCACCCUGUUGUACAUCCAUUGGACCUAAAAUGUGACCCUGAUCCAGGCUCUCAUAUGGAAAAUUUGAAAUGCAGAGGGGAAACAAUAGCUAAGGAGAUCAGUGAAGCCAUGAAGUCCUUGCCUACACUAAUUGAACAAGGAGAUGGAUUUUCUCAAGUUUUAAAGAUGCAGCCUGUUAUCCAGCUCCAGAGGGUCCACCAGGAAGUUUUUUCCGGUUGUCACAGGAAACCAGAUGCUAAACCUGAGAGUUUUAAAACACAUGUAGAAACCACACCAACAGAGACUGUUUCCAGGAAAACCUCCGAUGUGGUACUGAAAAGAAAGCAAACUAAAGACUGCCCUCAGAGAAAGUGGUAUCCAUUGCGGCCAAAGAGAAUUAAUCUUGACACAUAAGCUGUUAUUGGUUAUUUGGGGAGUUGAUAAUAGGCACUGUCAACACUUAGAUUACAGCCUAAUACCUAGACAAGAUUUCAUUUAAAACAACAAAUUAACUCUUUUACUAGUGAUUCAAUUAUGCAAAUAUAGUAACUCUAUGCUGGGAUAUGAUGUAAUAUUGUAUUUCUUUCCUCACUGUUUCAUCAUAAGUGAAAGUUAUAUUUUUUAAAAUAUUGGCACAAAGCUUAUCAAUGAGCGUUUAAGAGUGCAAACUUUUACUGUCCUUAAAUGCCACCAACUACCGACUGCCUUAUAAAUUUUAUGGAAUUUCACGAGUAACAUUCUG
Messenger RNA from Carlito syrichta (Philippine tarsier), 1201 nucleotides. RefSeq names its product NSL1, MIS12 kinetochore complex component (gene NSL1). The transcript has 6 exons. Gene Ontology annotation, cellular component: kinetochore; MIS12/MIND type complex. Gene Ontology annotation, biological process: mitotic sister chromatid segregation. The record is from RefSeq and is a predicted model, not a curated record. NCBI's taxonomy places the organism in Eukaryota, Metazoa, Chordata, Mammalia, Primates, Tarsiidae. The coding region runs from base 28 to 873 and encodes 281 amino acids.